This is a messenger RNA of Coccinella septempunctata (seven-spotted ladybird), 1178 nucleotides long. RefSeq lists its product as uncharacterized. Bases 176 to 643 code for a protein of 155 amino acids. The record is from RefSeq and is a predicted model, not a curated record. Gene Ontology annotation, biological process: positive regulation of voltage-gated potassium channel activity; regulation of synaptic transmission, cholinergic; sleep. Lineage: Eukaryota; Metazoa; Arthropoda; Insecta; Coleoptera; Coccinellidae. The transcript has 4 exons.
UGAAGAGAAAUCAAUAAUUUUCCUUGUGCGCCGUGCAUCCUCCACCUAAUUUAAGAGAUUUCAUGUUAAACACCCACAUACCUUAGUUUCCCUCACCUCCUCCCGAACGAAAAUGCGUGUGAGAAAAAUUGCAUCACUCUCUACCUGAACCGAAUUUUUUUGUUGGGAAACAAAAAUGCUUCUACUAGGAAUUUUUUUGUGUUAUUUAGGGCACAAAACCGUGCAUGCGAUAGAUUGUUUCAAAUGCAUAUCGAUGAACAAUGAUUACCCCCCAUGUGAAGAUCCCUUCCAUAAUAAUUUCACGGUGGAUAUUUACGAAUCGCCCUGUAUGGGUGGGAGGAGGGGCAGAGAUGGGGUUUUUCCUGCUACUUCUUGUGUCAAAAUAACAGGAACUUUUGAGGGCAGUGAUGAAACCAUCAUGAUAAGAGGAUGUGCCUUGGAUAGUGGGACCCUUACCACAGACACAGAGCUUGUACGAAUGUCACAUUGUGGUGCAUUUUACUACGAUAACAGAUACGUCCAUGGAUGUGUUCAAACAUGCAACGACGCCGAUGCUUGCAACGACUCCUUUAAACUCCGUUCCAGUUUUGAAAUAACAGCCUCCUUUGCUAUAGUUUUUUCAGCAAUAAUGGCAAUUUAUUGAAUUCCGUUAGGAGUAUACUUCCGAUGAAGAUGCCUUAAAUGAAAAUUUGAUAUUUGUUUGUAUGAAAUCAUAUAUUGCAAAUAUCUUUGAAGAAUGUUAAUCGUGGACCAGAGUAACAAAUAAUGUUCUUUUGUUUUCAAUUCGGCCGGUUGAUGAAAAUAACAUAUCAUUGAGAAGAUAUCAGUUUUUAUAAAAUGAAAAAAUUAUCAAGUUUGCUCAAUUCUUGUUGAAGAGUUUAUAAUAAAAUGUUAUUAAAUUUGUCCAGAAAGAAAGUUCAAGAUGUUGAAAAAAUCAGUUUCAAUAGUUUUACUAUGACAACUUUAAAAAAUUGCUUUGUAGAAAGCAAGUGGGGCAACUUGUUUCAAAUGAGCUUUUUACCUCAGUUUGUAGAAAUUCCGCAAAAAUUGUCAAACUUUUGUAUUCGAAUAUUUACGUAUGUAGAUCACAUAGAUGUGUGAACAAUAAGUAGAGGAAUUGAUUAAAAUACCAUAUAUUAAGGAAACAUAUAAAUCGAAUUUACGAUUCUGAGAACUUC